This is a messenger RNA of Diospyros lotus (date-plum), 644 nucleotides long. Its product is annotated as josephin-like protein. The record is from RefSeq and is a predicted model, not a curated record. Bases 114 to 563 code for a protein of 149 amino acids. The transcript is spliced from 2 exons. Lineage: Eukaryota; Viridiplantae; Streptophyta; Magnoliopsida; Ericales; Ebenaceae.
CACAUUUCUUCUCUGUGUGGCCCUAAGUUGUGCUCUCUGAAGAUAACAGAGAAUGUGAGGAAGUAUGCUGAAGAGCAUGGUUCUGGGGGCAUGAGGAGGCCGUGCAGCAUGGAAUGGAUCUAUUAGUGAUGAGUUUCUGGCUGCUAAGAAAACUGCUGGUGGCGAAACAACAAGGCUGUGGAAGAGAGAGUUUCAAACCAUUUACUAAUGAGGAAGCAGCAGCCAGUUUCCACAAACAGAAGCCUUGCAGGAGGGUUUUUGGCGAGAAGUCGAGAUUUAGAACGGGUUGCAGAUUCAGGGCAGCCGGAAGAUCGUCGGAACUUUCGCUGACGAAAUGUCUCAGGCAUCUGGGUGGCAAAGUGGCCGCAGCUCUGCAUUUCAUUUGCCGGAAGAGGAGACAUCCGGCAGCUCCUAAUUACGCUUCUUCGGCGUCGGGAAGAUCCAAUUCAUCUGUGGCUGCAACGGAUUCUCACAGAGCAGAAGCCAUUAACGACUGCAUCCAGUUCAUCAAUUCCUCUUCUUCCUUGCAGAAAUCUAAUUCUCUUUCUACUAGUUCUUGUUAGCUUCUUUAUCAUGUUCAUGUUCUUGCUUAUAAAAGUUAGCUGGGACGUUAAUGGCGGCAGUUCUAAUUGCUGCAGAAGAAU